Molecule: messenger RNA, 333 nt
Organism: Penicillium angulare
Lineage: Eukaryota; Fungi; Ascomycota; Eurotiomycetes; Eurotiales; Aspergillaceae
Exons: 3
Coding region: 1-333 (110 amino acids)
Source: RefSeq, a predicted model, not a curated record
AUGGCUUUACGCUCAAAACUUUUCCUACCGCUGCGUGGACGCGUCAUCACUCGACCUUUCUCGGUCUCCCGUCCCCGUUGGGAGGCUGCGCCUUUACCUGCAAGAAAGCCCGUGGGUGCUUUCCGUGGAGGCGUCUUCGGAUUCCUGUCCGGUGGGGUUGUUGCCGGCGCGUCCGUUUACUACUAUAUCUUGGGUGAUUAUCGCAUGGCAAAUGAAAUGCUGAAUGAUGAUAUCAUAGUCUUUGUCAUACAGGCGCUUCAGUCAGCUACCAUGAAGCUUCAGAAAUACAUCACCGAGCUGGAGAACAAGUUCAACCAACUGCAGAAGAAAUGA